UUGGGACUUUUAUGUGAGCGGAAGCCGGAAGUUCACGGCGGUGUUCGGGAUGACGGCGAACGGACUGAAACGGGUUUUUGAGCGCGUACGGAACAUCAUGAGCUCGUAUGUGAUGCUGUUUCUGCUGCUGCUCGACAUUUACUCCACAUGUGCGAUCGCGUAUCUGAGCUCUCCUCACGUGGGUCAGGAGACGCCGUACACGGCCCAGCAGAGCCCGGUGAUGACCAGUCCGGUGGCUCUGACCUCAUCCUCUGCUGCCCCAGCGGUCACCGAUGAUGACCUGUCCAGGUGUCCCAGCGGCGGUCAGUGCUCCAGACUCCCGGCCGACUGCAUCAUCUGCUCGUUUCAUCACAACUGCAGCUACGGCCGGCCGGCCAACUUCACCUGCAGAGCCAAAGCAGGCGUCCACUGUGUGAGCGAUCCGAGUCGGCCGCAGCUGAACUUCUCGCUCACGCUGGACUGUCGCUUCUGUUGGCAGCUGGAUCCGUCUCAGUACCGCUGCUCCGACUCCACCAGCUGCAUGACGGUGUCGUGUCCACGCAGACGCUAUAACGCCAUCUGUAAGGUCCUGGAGCACGUGCACUGCCUGGGGAAGCGAGUGUUUCAGAAGCGUCUGUUCUGUAACUGGACGGGAGGAUAUAAGUGGUCCACGGCUCUGGCCCUCAGCGUCACUCUGGGGGGCUUCGGAGCGGACCGCUUCUAUCUGGGCCAGUGGAGGGAAGGUCUGGGGAAGCUCUUCAGCUUCGGCGGUCUGGGCAUCUGGACGCUGAUCGACGUGCUGCUGAUCGCUGUGGGAUACGUGGGGCCAGCCGAUGGCUCUCUCUACAUCUGAGGGCUCCAAUGUGACUCUGACUCUGACUCCUCCAUCCCAGAUUUCCAUCCUGAAUCGCACGUGUUGUGUCCAAACUCCCACUGCGGCAGAUUCCCAUCUGCUCUUCAGCAGCACGUCUGGCAGACUCCAUCAGAGGAAGACCGCAGCGCUACAGGCGAUGCACAGCAUGCAUCUAAACUCAUCUGUGUCCUUCUUAUUUUACUGCUAUAUGUAUAUAUGUGUGUAUAUAUUAUGAGUGUUGAUUUCUGAUUAAACCAGCGUCAGGUUGAUGACAGUGCUCACCUGA
Molecule: messenger RNA, 1118 nt
Organism: Carassius carassius (crucian carp)
Lineage: Eukaryota; Metazoa; Chordata; Actinopteri; Cypriniformes; Cyprinidae
Product: TM2 domain-containing protein 3-like
Exons: 6
Coding region: 50-832 (260 amino acids)
Source: RefSeq, a predicted model, not a curated record